UGCUUCCCGCGCGGGAAACUCGGGCCUGUCUGCGUCUGCGCCUGCGCCUGCGCCAUGGAGCCGGACGGGCAGCGGGAGCAGGACCCGGAGCGUCUCCACACGCAGAGGCUAAAGGCUGCAGUUCACUACAAUGUGGGUUGUCUCUGCCAGGAAGUUGCAGAAGAUCAAGACAUUCAGUUUAGCAAGCAAACCAUUGCAGCUAUUUCGGAGAUUACCUUCAGGCAAUGUGAAAUUUUUGCAAAAGACCUUGAAAUGUUUGCAAGGCAUGCAAAACGAAGCACAAUUAAUUUAGAUGAUGUCAAGCUGUUGGCCAGAAGGAGCAGUUCUUUGGAAAAGUAUAUAAGCCAGAAGGCAGAAGAGCUGGUAUUGAAUAAUCUGGAACAAAAGGAGAGGAAGAAAAAGAAGUCUGGUACAACAAAGGGAAAGAGAACCUCAGAGGAGCAGGUGGAGCCCAUCGGGGCUGAGAGUGAGGAUUCCAACAUGGCAUGAUCUUUCAAAUCACUUCUGCCAGCUUUCUGCUUUGCAACUUGGUCCCUUACUGUACCCUAAGGGAACAAAGACAGCCUCUCUGCAUGGAAAACUCCAUUGGGAGUUGCCCUUGCGAAGCAGUUACAGCAAUGGGACCUUUCAUCUUUUAGGUGAACCUGGUAAUUGUUUAAGUUCCAUUUUCAAAAACAGGCUUCAAUGCCAAGAGUUGUUUAGCCAUCACCAAAAUAUGGUUUGCAAAGGGAAGCAAACAAGGACUAUUUUAAUAGUUUUCCAAAAGAGAAUCGGUCAUGAGGGCUAGAAACGCCAACGCUAGGUAUCCUCUGCCUAGCCAGCAAACAGAAUUAAGAGUGUGAGAGAUGCUCUUCUAGGCAACUCUCCAUGCCGUUGUUUGACUUUUCCAAAUUACUAGUAAGAUUUGUUCAUUUCCUGUUUGUUUGUUUUUGUUGCUGCUGUGCUUAAGUGUAUUGAAAGUAUUUUUCAGCCAUCAUUCAUACUUGUUCUGGGCUAUUAAAGUAGACUUUCCUGCA
Molecule: messenger RNA, 1016 nt
Organism: Alligator mississippiensis (American alligator)
Lineage: Eukaryota; Metazoa; Chordata; Crocodylia; Alligatoridae
Gene: CENPS
Product: centromere protein S
Exons: 5
Coding region: 55-489 (144 amino acids)
Biological process (GO): resolution of meiotic recombination intermediates; replication fork processing
Cellular component (GO): FANCM-MHF complex; Fanconi anaemia nuclear complex
Molecular function (GO): protein heterodimerization activity; chromatin binding
Source: RefSeq, a predicted model, not a curated record